This is a messenger RNA of Nothoprocta perdicaria, 1241 nucleotides long. It is a transcript of the gene MCUB, whose product is annotated as mitochondrial calcium uniporter dominant negative beta subunit. NCBI's taxonomy places the organism in Eukaryota, Metazoa, Chordata, Aves, Tinamiformes, Tinamidae. Gene Ontology annotation, biological process: calcium import into the mitochondrion; mitochondrial calcium ion homeostasis. The record is from RefSeq and is a predicted model, not a curated record. Gene Ontology annotation, molecular function: calcium channel inhibitor activity. Gene Ontology annotation, cellular component: mitochondrial inner membrane; uniplex complex. The coding region runs from base 1 to 1203 and encodes 400 amino acids. The transcript has 9 exons.
AUGGAGCUAGGGCUCGUGUCUGGUUUGCACGCGGUAGCCAGGAAGCCAAGGUGUGUACUCGGUGUUCCAAGUCUUUCUGAGAUAAUAAAAUCAGAUGCACUUGAAAGAUGGCAGUUUGAAGGUGUGCAGUGUCAGGCUGGAUCUUGCAAUGCCCUGUUACUUCAAUCUCUCUCCUUCUCUCUCUCCCUGCCAUGCGGAGCUGGAGAGAGUAUUUGGUCACAUUUUGGCAUCAUACUAAUCCUUCCAGGUGUUAGACCAGCAAAAUACACCUUUGUCUCCUGUCCCUUUCUGGUGCAGCAGUUGAGGCAAACUACAAGCUGGACACAGCAGAAAGGMGCAUGUUGCAGCACCCUGGUGCCAUCUGAUGAAGUGACUGUUAAUUACAGAUAUGGUCUUCCUGUGGUAACUCUUACUUUGCCCACGAGAGGAGAGCGCUGUCAGUUUACUAUCAAGCCAAUGGUAGUGACAGUUGGAGCAUUUCUGCAGGAUGUACAGAGAGAAGAUAAAGGAAUUGAGAAGGCAGAAGUCUUUGCAAGAGAUGGUAGCAAGGUCUCUGAUGCAACCUUGAUGGAAGUCUUACUGAUGAAUGAUUUUAAACUUGUUAUCAAUGGCAAAACAUACAGCGUGUCAGCUCCUAAAAAAGGUAAGCUGAGCAGUGAGCAUGCUACUGAAAUGGAAGAUAUCAAAUCCUUGGUUCACAGACUGUUUGUGGCUAUACACAUAGAAGAUCACCAGGUCAAGAAAGAGAGAGAAUUACUACAGAAACUGGAAUAUUUGAAAGAACAACUGCUGCCUCUUGAACAGAUGAAAGACAGAAUUGCAGACAGUGCAGAUGCAAAGACCUCCAGGCUUCUCUGGGUGGGCUUAGCUCUGAUGUCGACCCAAGGGGGAGCGUUGGCGUGGCUCACGUGGUGGGUCUACUCCUGGGAUAUCAUGGAGCCAGUCACCUACUUCAUCACCUACGGGAGUGCCAUGGCUUUUUAUGCCUACUUUGUKCUAACUAAACAGGACUACAUUUAUCCACAUGCUAAAGACAGGCAGUUCCUCCACUACUUCUAUCGGAAAUCCAAAAGUCAGCGUUUCAACGUGCAACAAUACAACAAGCUAAAAGAAGACCUAGCAGAGGCUGAGGAGUCGCUGAGGCGUCUGCGCCAACCACUACAGCUGAGGCUUCCGAUCCAGCAAAUCAAUGACAAGGAUUGAUUUCUUUUUUUUUUGUCUAUAAAUAACUGGUUUGUCCU